UGGUUUGUAACUUAGCAUGCCGCAAACUGUAGCGAUAGUGUCGUAAAACCUCAAAGUGUCGGUGUAUUUGAAAGAGUGAACUCUUAUUUUUUCUCGGUGGAAACUAAUCUUCAUGGAGCUCGCAGUUGAAAAUAUGCGGUUUUAUUUAUGGCCGUAUUUUCAUUUGAGUCGCUUUUGUUUUACGCCAAAAUGAAGCGUCCGUUCGAACACAGCAGCCGAAAAAUAAGUUGAGCUUUACCAAAACAACAUCGAAAAUGGCAACAUGCAACAGCGAAGUAAAUGCAGGAUCCUGUGCUGCGGUGGAGGUGAACCCAGACAUCCACAUCUGCGGCUUCUGCAAACAGCAAUACAAUAAUUAUGAGGUUUUUCUCGCCCAUAAGCAAAACGGAUGCUCCCUUCCCUCCUCUCACACCGCGGUCAGCUCUGUAUCAGCCUCUCUUACAGGUUCCAGCACAGAGUUUGUUCUUGAGGAUGCUUACCAGGUCUGUGUGGUGAGAGGCAUCAAGAAGUCAUUGACCAAAGCACAGAAAACUCCAUCCAAGAAACUAAAACCUGCCCUGACUUCCAAAAGACACUCCUGCUGUUUCUCAGGUUGCACUUUUAAGACGCAGUAUGGCCAAAAAGACAUGGAGCGACAUCUCAAGACUCACACCGGCGAGAAGCCGUUUGAAUGUGAGCUCUGCCACAAGCGCUUCAGCCGGCGUGACAAACUAAACAUGCACAGCCGCUCCCACACGGGCGAGAGGCCUCACAAGUGCAAGCACUGCUCCUACGCAGCGGCAGACAGCAGCAGUUUGAAGAAGCACCUUCGGAUCCACUACGACGAGCGGCCGUUCAAAUGCCAGAUCUGCCCUUAUGCCAGCCGCAACUCUAGCCAGCUCACUGUGCACCUCCGCUCUCACACCGGUGACGCACCUUUCCAGUGCCAGCAGUGCGACGCAAAGUUCAAAAUCAACUCCGACCUGAAAAGGCACCUCCGCAUUCACUCUGGGGAAAAGCCCUACAAAUGUGACUUCUGUGAGUACCGCUGUGCUAUGAAAGGAAACCUGAAGUCUCACACUCGCAUCAAGCACGGCACUGAGAACUUAUUUCAGUGUGAACACUGCGACUACAAGUCCGCCAGCAGGUCGGCUCUGCGGCAACACGCGAGGCAACACCUGCCUGCUCGGCCCUUUCAGUGCUCCAAAUGCACUUACUCAUGCUCCAGCAAGGGGGCGCUCAAAGUCCAUGAGCGGAUCCACUCAGAGGAGCGCCCCUUCAGGUGUGACUUGUGCAGUUUUGCCUCCAAGCGACUCAGCUGUCUGGUCACCCACAGAGAGCAGUGUCACUCGGAUAAAGCAGAGAGAGGAAGAGUCAGGAAUGCCGGCAGAGGUGGACGAAACUCUCCUAAACCCGUCAGCUCUCGGUAUCGGGCCAAACUGGAUGCAGCCCGGGCCUUCCACUGUGACUUGUGCGAUGCAUCGUUUGUGAGGGAGGACUCGCUGCGCAGCCACAAGAAGCAGCAUAGAGACGCCCAGAACACGGUGCAGCUCCAGCUUUCCAGCUCAGCAGACACGGUCAACCUUGUUCCCAUCACAAUGCCGCAAAGCAAUGCUCAGAUUGAAGUUCCCUUCCCAUCUAGUUCAAUGGUUUCAUACAAUAACGCACAGAUUAAAAUCAUCGUCCCACAGCCUUUGGGUCAGCAAAGCACCUUAAUCCCUGCUGGUGGGGAUGGAUCGAGCAAAACCAAACUGGUCUUACUGGAGCCAGACAACCAAGACGUCGUCGUCAAUCAAUCUAUGAUCCAACAAGUCAAUCUGCUGGCAGCUGUGCAACCUCUCGGGUCGCCUUGUAGUACCGUCAGGGCCGAACCCCAGACUGUCCUGCUGACAAAGCUGAGCUCAGACACUGACACCCCUCAGGACUCCAGCAGCACGCAGACUCUGAUCACCUACAGCUCUGAUCUGGAGGGCCUCAGCACCUUCAUUCCUGAUGGGGGCACAGAACUAAGAGUCGUGACAAAAAAGAGCUCACCACUGGUGACAGUAGCAACUCCACCGGACAUGGUUGGCUCCAAGCCUGCUGAGCCUUGUCAAGAAACUGGACUGGUGGUUCCAAACAUUGGCAUUGGUAGCCAGAACGUGGUCAUCCAGGGCGUCCCACUGAUAAUGUGCACUCAGCCACAGCAGGCCGCGGAGGAGCAGCUCUCUCCACACACACUCUACGCAGAUUCACACACACCUGGAAGCAUGCCACAAUGAGUGAAAUGAAAUGUACUUCACAUUUCCAAAGAGAAGUUCACAUAAACUCAUCAUAGGAAGCAAGUUCUAUAUCAUUCUGGAGCUUUUUAUUAUUUAUUUGAACCUUUCAUACAACAUGCGCUGCAAUACUUUUUAAAAACAAGCAUCAGGAGCACAAAUUUAAAUGUUAAUGCAUUAUGAAUUAUUCACAUCAUACACCUCCAGUAAGAUUGGGUUAAAUGUUGCUAAGCAAGUUUCCCCUUAACCAAAUGCUUUUAGUUAACACCAACAAGCCUUUUGAUUGAAUAUUUGACCACUCUUUCAGUUUGUUUAACUUUGUUUUGCUGUUAACCAUUGUCAAUAAAGUUUUAAUAGGUUCAAUGGGUGAGCCAAUUGGAAUUGGUCACCGAUUAUAUCUACUUAAACAUAGCCAGUCCUAGUCUUUAUGGUUGCUCUCGAAAACUGUGCAUGUUGCUGUUAUGUGGCAGGUUUUUUGAAGUGUAGAAUAGCCAGAUCCUCCAAAGAUGUUCCCAAUCCAAUCCCUCCAGGGUGACCUGGGUCUCCUUCCAUUGGAAAUUCCUAACCAGAUGCCCAAGCCACCUCAAUGGCUCGUCUCUACUCUCUGAGUCCCUCCUGGAUGAAGGAGUUUCUCUUCAGACCCUUGUAUUCACUCUCAUUCUUUUAGUCAUUACCUAAAGCCUGUGACCACAGAUGAGGGCAGGAACGUAGAUGGUAUAGUAAAUCGAGAGCUUCACUUUUCGGUUUAGCUCUCUCCACCCCAACAGACCCGUACAUGUUCACGUCACUCCAGAUACCACACUAAUUUUCCUGUCGAUCUCCCACUCCAAUGUUCCCUCUUUUGUGAACAAGAACCCAAGUUAAACGGCACUACUUUGGGUAGGACCUCGACCCCAACCUGGUGAAGCACUCUAUCCUUUUCCAGAUCGGGACCACAGUCAAAGUGCUGAUCGGCAUCCUGGCUGCUUCACAUUCUGCCUGAUGCCUCCAAAACACAUUCCUUCAACAUCUUGGCAUUGCCUAGAAAUGCUGUCCAGAAAGGUUGCAAAGGGAAACUUUGGAGUCCAACUGUCAUUGGAAAAGUGUCCAACUUACUGCCGGUAAUGCAGACCAAGAUCUGACACUGGUCAUAUUGUUUCUCCAUAUUCCCAAAGUACCACCCACAGGAAACCCUGAGGGACACAGUUGAACACUUUCUCCCACAAAAUUUAAUUCCUUUCAAAACUUUUUCCACAACCAAAUUGGUAUUUACUCCUUAAAAUUUAAACCUAAAACUACUAACUCUGUUUGAAGACAAAUCUAAAAUCUUAAUUGGAAAAUGGAGGGAAAAAAUGGUUCAAAUAAAAUUAUUACAACAACUUGACCAUGAUGAGUGUAAGUAAACUUGUCGUAGGAAUUGCAUAAUUAAGUGAAACUAUAAGCACUUUUAGUUGUCUGGAAGAAUUAAGGAAAACUGCAACAUAUCAAUACUGUUGACUUAAGCUGCUGUUGAUUUGCCUGAGACGUCUGACACAUCCAAGCUGAAAACAUGGAUGUAGCUGCAGUACAAAAACAACAAAUGUUACCAAGUAUUUUCAGUCUAGUUUCUGGUGCUAAUAUUGUAGUUUUGUCCUAUUUCAAGUGCUCUAACUUACAAGUUAGUUUUCCGCAAGGCAUAGGACCUUUUAGGUCAAUAACUCUUGAAUAUUGAUUAAAACUAUUAGUUCCACUGGCAGAUUUUUUCACUUAUCACAAGACAUUUUUUCCAUAUUAUAAGUGAGAAAUAUCUUACAAUGGAACAAGUAGUUUUGAACAAUUUAUUGACCUAAAACAAGCUCCGGUAUGUUUUGGAAAAGUUACAUGUGACUUAGAUUUGUCUUAUUUCAAGCGUUCUAAUAUAUUUGCACUAGAAACUAAAAAUACUGGUUAUGAUUUUGUGUUUUUGGAGUGUGUAACUAGCAAGUAAAGUGCUACAGUUGCUCUAGGCAGAUAAAUUACAGUUGAAAGUUGCGUUUAGAGGGAAAAUGAAUGACAUACACUGACAGAAGUGAUGACAAACUGCAGCAAUUGUUUGCACAUUGUUUUCCUGCUCACUGAUGAAUGCCAAUUUCAAUAAAUUUGUAUUCAUUUGAAUUUAUUUUGCUUUUAUUUGUUUGAGAUUUGUUUUAGCUGAGUAAUGUCCUGUAAAGUGCUGAGGAGCAACGACUGGAACCUGAAAUCAAAUAUGUCGGGCUCAUGCAUGUUUUAUUUUGUCCAUAAGGGGGCAGCAGAGUGUCAAAAGUAAAGAUUGAUAUAAUGUGUUGUUUACUUACAUACUCUGCAUGUGCAUUUUUGUUGAAAGAAUUCUUCCCAGUCCUCUGUCUGAAUCAACAGAUGUCAAUUGUAAAUAACAUUAGUUCAACCAUCAAGGUCUUUGAUUCUAAAAGCCAAGCUGCUCCAGCAAUAGAUUUUUCAAUAAAGUGCGUGUUUUGCUUGUUGCCAUC
Molecule: messenger RNA, 4699 nt
Organism: Poecilia latipinna (sailfin molly)
Lineage: Eukaryota; Metazoa; Chordata; Actinopteri; Cyprinodontiformes; Poeciliidae
Gene: zfp64
Product: zinc finger protein 64 homolog (mouse)
Exons: 6
Coding region: 255-2240 (661 amino acids)
Biological process (GO): regulation of transcription by RNA polymerase II
Cellular component (GO): nucleus
Molecular function (GO): DNA-binding transcription activator activity, RNA polymerase II-specific; RNA polymerase II cis-regulatory region sequence-specific DNA binding
Source: RefSeq, a predicted model, not a curated record